UAACAGAAGAGCUCACCAUGUCCAUAUUUCUGCAUCUGUGUCUGUAUUAGAGUUUUGAUUGGUCCAUCUUACCAAAAAUGCCACAGAUUCGAACUCUGUGCAGAAUUCGGCCAUCAGCUGAAUACUACCCAGAAUUUGAGGCCAGUAGGAAUACAUUAUAUCUCAGGGUUCCAGAGGUUCUGAGAGAAAACUGGACAGAAGGAGUCAGAGGAAAAGCCAACGUCAGCCAUGAAUUCCACUUUGAUUAUAUUUUCAAGAACACUGCUACACAGGAGGAAGUGUUUGAUGUGGCAGCUAAGGAAAUCAUUUCAGGUUUUCUGAGUGGGUAUAAUGGCACCAUCUUUGCCUAUGGUCAGACAGGAACAGGAAAGACGUUCACUGUGGAGGGUAGUCCUAAACAAUACAAGUUACGAGGACUGGAACCCAGGUCUAUCUCCCUGAUCUACAAAGAGCUAGAGAAGAGAACAGAAGAAGAUAUAAGUGUUCACAUUUCAUACCUGGAAAUCUACCAGGAAACAGGAUAUGACCUUUUGAACCCAGGGGCCAGAACUCAGUCUGCGGUGACUCCAUUCCCUAGGGUGUCUGUGAUGGAGGGUAACCAGGGUGUGUGGAUGGUGAAGAACCUCUCCGUUCACUACGCCGCCACGGAGGAGGUGGCCCAGAACCUCCUACUCCAGGGUCAGGCCAACCGCCGCGUGGCAGCCACCACCGUCCACGACAGGUCGUCAAGGUCACACGCCGUCUUCACCAUUCAGCUGAGUGCAAAAAGGUCGGACUCGGAUGUGGUAGUCAAGUCUAAGCUACACCUGGUGGAUUUAGCAGGAUCAGAGAGAGUGUCUAAGACAGGUGUACAGGGAAGCUUACUGAACGAAGCCAAGUGUAUCAAUUUGUCCCUCCAUUACCUGGAGUCAGUCAUCAUCGCUCUACAAGGAGAGUCCACAAACAAUAAUAAAAGGGGGAGAAUUAGCAGUGCUGGUCAACAGAGAGGGCGCUCCAAGACCAGAGAUAACGGCAGACCCAGUACAGCUGAGGGAUUAUCAAGAGGUCCUCGUCAUGUCCCCUACAGGAACUCCCUCCUUACCAUGGUCCUCAGGGACAGUCUGGGUGGGAAUUGUAUGACUUGUAUGAUCGCUACAAUCUCACUGGAAUAUCGUAACCUUG
Messenger RNA from Saccostrea cuccullata (small rock oyster), 1161 nucleotides. Its product is annotated as kinesin-like protein KIF6. Gene Ontology annotation, molecular function: ATP hydrolysis activity; ATP binding; microtubule motor activity. The transcript is spliced from 7 exons. The annotation marks the transcript as partial. Gene Ontology annotation, biological process: microtubule-based movement. The record is from RefSeq and is a predicted model, not a curated record. Lineage: Eukaryota; Metazoa; Mollusca; Bivalvia; Ostreida; Ostreidae. Gene Ontology annotation, cellular component: kinesin complex; microtubule.